Molecule: messenger RNA, 1521 nt
Organism: Kwoniella botswanensis
Lineage: Eukaryota; Fungi; Basidiomycota; Tremellomycetes; Tremellales; Cryptococcaceae
Exons: 7
Coding region: 1-1521 (506 amino acids)
Biological process (GO): protein phosphorylation; regulation of mitotic cell cycle
Cellular component (GO): nucleus
Molecular function (GO): ATP binding; protein serine/threonine kinase activity
Source: RefSeq, a predicted model, not a curated record
AUGAGAAGCUGGGGCGCAGAGAAGAUGGAAGCACAACUAUACGAGGAAGAGGACCAGCAGCCCGUAGCGUCUUCCUCUCGAGGAACUUCGAUAGUACCUUCUCCCGCACGCGAAGAGCGAGAGAUACUCCUCAAGUCAGACAAGAAACGAUCAAAGUGGGAUAACGACGAUGAAGUAGGAUCACCGCCAAGCUCGUCUCUACCAGCUAUCAAACGACGAUUGAUCCGACCCAAGAAAAUACGUCGGCCUGAUGAGCCUGAUCAACCGGCUUCUCCUCCAACAGAUCAACUUCAACCUGAAGUGGACGAUACACCUGAAGACAAUAUCAUCAUCGCACCUGAACCCACCUUCAAUCCUAACCCAUCCCCAAUCGUCAGACCCCAUCGACCGCCUCCCCCUUCACCCCCCUCUUUCCAGCCCCAGCAUAAGACCUAUCCCCGAUCAAAAUACGCACCUCUCCGUUCCUCCCAUCCGCCCUUGAUAUCCUGUCGAUCAGUAUUCAACUACACUCGCUUAAAUCAUAUAGAAGAAGGUACUUAUGGAGUAGUCUUCAGAGCAAGAUGUAACGAUACGAAACAGAUAUACGCCUUGAAGAAGCUCAAGCUCGACGAAGAGAAACAGGGUUUCCCCAUAACGAGUUUAAGGGAGGUUAUGGCUCUGAUGCAAGCUGGACAACAUCCCAAUGUGGUUGGUGUGAGGGAGAUUGUUGUGGGUGACACCCUGAAUCAGGUAUUCAUAGUUAUGCCAUUCAUAGAACAUGAUUUGAAGACCUUGCUAGCCGAUAUGCCCCAUCCAUUCUUACAAUCCGAGGUGAAGACUAUAAUGUCCCAAUUGUUAUCUGCCGUAGCUCACUGUCAUGCUAAUUGGAUUCUACAUCGAGAUUUGAAGACGUCCAAUCUACUGAUGAACAACCGAGGUCAAAUCAAAGUAGCUGAUUUCGGUCUGGCAAGGAAGUUCGGUGAUCCGUUGGGAGAGAUGACCCAAUUGGUAGUUACUCUAUGGUAUAGAUCCCCUGAACUCCUCCUUGGUGCCAAGGAAUAUACCACCUCUGUCGAUAUAUGGUCUAUAGGAUGUAUAUUCGCUGAACUGAUGCAGGGUGAACCUUUGUUCCCUGGUAAGGGCGAGAUCGAUCAGAUAAACAGGAUAUUCCAAUUACUCGGUAGACCAAAUGACGAAUUAUGGCCUGAAUAUUCUUCUUUACCUCUAGUAUCCAAAAUCAACCCCAUCGGACCUAUGUUCUCAACAUUAAGACAGAAAUUCAAACACCUAACAUACGAAGGACACAACCUACUAUCUUCUUUAUUAUGCUACGAUCCAAAAAGGAGGAUAUCAGCUGAAGAAGCUGGUAAACAUCCUUAUUUCAGUGAAAAUCCUUUACCGAAACAUCCCGAUUUAUUCGCUUCUUUCCCUUCUCAAGCUGCUGGUGAGAAACGACAUAAAUCUUUGAUUAGUCCCUCAGCACCAAUACGGUUCGAUAGAAUAGAGAAAGAUAAUCUAACGGAUCUAGUGUCGUUUGUAUAA